This is a messenger RNA of Pomacea canaliculata, 6332 nucleotides long. RefSeq names its product PHD finger protein 12-like. The coding region runs from base 289 to 3297 and encodes 1002 amino acids. Gene Ontology annotation, biological process: negative regulation of transcription by RNA polymerase II. The transcript is spliced from 15 exons. Gene Ontology annotation, cellular component: nucleus; Sin3-type complex. NCBI's taxonomy places the organism in Eukaryota, Metazoa, Mollusca, Gastropoda, Architaenioglossa, Ampullariidae. The record is from RefSeq and is a predicted model, not a curated record. Gene Ontology annotation, molecular function: protein binding; transcription corepressor activity.
UGCGCCAAGUUUCACGGCUUGGUUGAUGAGAGAGUUUUGUGAAAGCUUCUUUUGUUUCGCAUUUGACGUUACACGAGUGUUUUGUUCACUUAAAACAUUUCACUAAUGCCCUGACGUAAUUUUCGUUUCAAGAAAUAUUUUUAAAAUCUCAUAUAUCAUGAAAAUAUAACGCCCAAAAUUAAACGUUUAUUCUAGGUUGUUUACCUCCAAAUGAAAAUGAUACGAUAGCAAUCUGCUGAAGUUGCUCUGUUGUAUAUACAUCAAAGACAACUUUGUAGCGAAUGCACCAUGACUACCAUCGAAUACGAUAUGGAUCUGAGCGGGGGUAUUAUGGAGCAAAUCCAGAGACUCGUUGCGCCCCCCGUAAGUGAAGAGACCGCCCGUCGACUGAGAAGGCGAAAUCGCACGGUCGAACAUCGUCGACAUGGGCGAGCCGUCAACCAUGAUUGUUGUGACAGUUGCAAGGAGGGCGGCGAUCUUCUUUGCUGUGACCGGUGUCCGGCAGCUUUUCAUUUGCUGUGCCAUGACCCACCAUUGUCUGAAGAUGACCUACCACCAGGAGAGUGGCUUUGUCAUAAGUGCAAAGUGCUACAAGUAGAGAGCAAGGAUGAGGAUGCUGAGAGUACAUCAAGCAAUAGAUCGAAUCGCUUGAAAAGGCCAUUGUCAGCAGACAUCACAGCAGAGGGUGAAUCAUCAACUCCAGCAGUACCUGCAGAGAAGAAGGAUGAAAAAGAACCAGCAGAGAAAGAGGACAAUGCAUUCUGCAUGUUGAUCAAAGCAGCACGUCUCAUGAACCCAAUGCAGUUUGAGCUGAGCAAAGAUAUUGCUUGCACCACUCCACUACCAGGUUCUAGCAAACGAGUGUAUGGUCGUAACAGCCGAGGUGCAUCAAAAAAGCAGGCACAUGAAUUGGACAAUGGUUUAGUGCCCUUGCCAGCCAAGGUCUGCUUCAUAUGUUGCAAGAGUUGCCGCAUUGGUCCUUUGGUCCAGUGUGAUUACUGCCCAUUGCUGUUCCACAUGGAUUGUCUGACUCCACCCCUUACCUCUCUUCCUACAGGCCGCUGGAUGUGUCCAAACCAUGUAGAACAUUUCUUGGAUGAGCACAUGGUACGAAGCAAUAGUUUGACAGAGCGCUUAAAACUGUGGGACCGUUACACUGGUAUGGUAGACCAGGAUGCUAUCAAGCUGAAAUUCUUGAGCAAGGUACACCGCAAAGACCCACCUUUUCGCAUUAAAAUGAGGAUGCCACGGCGUAAAAUGGUUCCAGUUCCUCCUGCAAUCAAACAACUUUAUGCAAAUCGACCUUCCCUUUUGCCAUAUCCUAGUCGUGUAUCAUUACAAAUGCAAGAAACGCCAUCUGUAAAGAAAAGCACCUUUGAUGCCUCUCCAGAAGAGCAAGAAGAAUGGUUGGCAGGAUUAGUAUCUUUGCAAAGCAGCAUUGCCAAGUUCAUGGCCCAAAAGCAGCUGCAGUCAAACUCAUUCUUAGGUCAGGGUGUCGACCCAUGCAGAAAUGCAGAUUCGAGCAUUGCCACCAAGCCUACAGCAUCUGUUGCCCCAGUCAUUCACUGUGGUGAAUCAGAUUUAUCCAUGAUGGCACUAGAGCAUCCCUCACCUGAGAAUGUGCAGAAGAUGACAGACAGCCUCAUGGACUGUGAGAAUACUGCAGGUGAUGACAGUCCUGCAUGUGAUGGUUUAGGCAGCAGUGCUUCAAAAGGCAGCUUGCAGCUGGUGCAUGAAAACUCACAGAAUGGACCUGGUGAGCCCUUGCCUUCACCCAGCAAUAGAAGUAGUGCCGUGUCCCUUCUGCACGGCAAUCUGUGCAACAGCAGUGGUGGAGGUGUUAGUAGUGAUGCUGAGGUAUUGGACAUUCAGAAGGCCAGGGUUGACGUUGCAGCAAGAACUAGAAGCAACAGUGCUGAUGCAGCUGUAACCACAGCUGGCAUAAUUAAAGUGUCUUGGCCUAGUGGUGAGCGGACAGGCAAUCAAAGCACAUCUUCGAUGGCUGGACAGCAAAGCUCAAAAGCAAAUGUGCUAAUGCCCUCUGGAGUAUCUGUUCAACAACAGCAAGGUAAAAACAUAGUCAUCAGUACGAUAAACAAGACAAACAAUACAGUGGUCACCAAAGUGCUUCCAGGUGCUGCUGGACAGGGAACGACUAGCAAGGUUGUCUUGCCACAAAGUAUGGGAGCACGGAACAAUGGCAGCAGCCCUCCAACAUCCAUCUUGUCACCAAGAGUCCUGGUGCAGCCUUCAGCACGCACAACAAACUCUUCCCCUCAGGGUUCAACUAUUCAAUCUAAUGCUGGGACGUCAGUUCCUUCCCCUAAAGUUAUUACUGUGUCUUCAAGCUCAGGUUCAAAGUCAUCAGCUGUACCAGCAGGAGCCAAAGGAGGCUCAAACAAUCUGAGUUCAGCUGUUUUGAAUCUCAGCUCUGUUCUUCAGCAGUGGGUAGAGGGAAAUGCAGACUGCACACCUGAUAUGGAGCUGAGCAAGAUGGAUGAAAAAUUGCUACACUUGUUGGCAUGGCAACGGCUGCAACAGCUGCUUCCUCCGUCUUCUCCUACUACUGCAAGAGCCUCAACUCCUACUAUGUUUGGCAAAAAGAGUUUACUAAAUGGGCUGAUGACACCAGGUUCUAGUGAAGUUCGGCCUCGAGCUGUUCUUUGUCCUUUGACUGGUAAAGGCCAGGCAGUCACUAUGCCAUACCGCACACUCAGUGUGGGCACAGGUGCUGAUAUGGAUGUGCCUUUAUUGAACUUCGGACAUUGUAACUACAUUUCCAGCAAACAUGCUGUUAUCUUCUAUGAUGAGAUGACCCGGCAUUUUGAGCUGCUCAACUAUAGUGAGCAUGGGACAACCGUCGACAAUGUCCUCUACUCUUGUGACUUCUCUGACAAACCUGCCACAACUCCACACCCUUCGCCAGUGGUUGCAGCAGUGCGUGAAAUCAUCAGCAAAAACAAAAACAACAAAAAGAAUAGUAACAACAGCACCAAUGGUGACUCCAGUAGAGAUCGUUUUCUGAUGUCUGCUCACUCUCAGGAGCCAUUAAGACCAUGUAACUGCAAAGCCAGUAGCUGGAGCUUCAUGGGUGGCACAGGAGCAGGCUGGGAAGGAACUGCUUUGCUCAACCAUGGCAGCUACAUCAAGCUAGGCUGCCUGCAGUUUGUCUUCAGCAUCGUGGACCAGCACAUUUGCCCCGAGCCUGCAGGGCCGCCUGGAUCACUGACAGUCCCUCGUGCUGUUAAACCGGAGCCCAUGUCCUUGCUCAAGACUCAUCUAAAGGCAGCUCAGUGAACAAGAAUCUCCUCCUACCGUCUGGACAUAUGAGUAGAGCCACAGCCAACAGAUGACUCAGACCAGAUCCCCAUGAUUGUGUUCAGAUGCUUUGGUAUGAAUGGACAUGCUUGCGUAUGCCAUUUUCUGUCUUGUGAUAGUUAUUUAACCAAUUCAUUGUAAAUUUUUGUUAAGUGACUCUCCUAGCAUUCGUUGUCAAGAGUACAAGUUGUGUUUCCUCCAUCACUGGAAUCAAACUGCACAAAAAUACACUCCCAGUUUGCCUGACUUUUGAACAUGACAUUUGUUGCGGAAGAGGCAGUAUAGUUCACUUUAUUUCCCUCUCCAAGCAAUUUGUUAUUCAUACAAAGUUUCUUACAGUCUUAAAUGUUGUCAUGUGAAAGAAUGCACUCAUAAAUCUUAUCAAAAGCAUAAUUUGGGGUCUGUCUGUGCAGCAAGUGCGGGUGCAAGUUAAAAAACCACCUCAUGAGUUAAAAGCGACACCUGCUAGAUGUGAUAAUUUGUGCAGAACUUCUAGAACAGUGCAGAGAUACUCUUUCUGUGCAGAAAAAAGGUGUAAUGACCCUGCAAUGCAGCUCAUUAAUCUGAAGCCAGUGGCUCAUCUUCAUUUGUCACCAAGCUAAAUUUAGUAAAACAAAGCAUGUUAAAAUCCAGAGUAUGAACUGUACCUUUGUAUGAAUUCCUAUAUUCUAUGCAUUUUUAGAAGUGGGCAUUCCAUCACAGGUGUCUACAGACCAGAUGGUCAUUGAGUUCAUGUGUCUGGUGAUCAGAUUGUUGCAACUACCACUAGAAUUUGUUAAUCCUCAGCAUUCACCUGGUAGUUGCAAUCAACCUUAUGUAGCAACAUUAAUCUGUUGACAGAAGACCUAAUGCUCACCACCUUUACAAACGGCUGCAUUGUCAUCCAAACCGUCGUGAACUAGUGUGCAGUCAAUUUACAGUGUGAUGCAAUUCAAUGGGCAUUGAGCAGCUGCAGAGUGUAAUCCUUUGCAGGUGGUUAUUUGGUCUACCUGAACAGAUUCAGAUAAUGUAUGUGUUGGGCAAGUGAAAUGAGAAUAGAAUGCAACUCUCAAAUUGCAGCUUUUUCAUGGACUGAAAAAAAAAAUGCUGGACAGGUGUGAAUUUCUCUCCCAUGGACACUUUGUGGCAUGCCUAACUUUAACCCUUACCCAACUGCCCCUUUGCUCACCUAAUCUGUGCUUUGUCAUCCUCAGAGUAAGCUUACUACACCAAGAACACUUCAUAUGGAUCCCUAUGCUCAGUUCAUACAUUUUAUGCCCCCAAGAGAUGGAGGUCAUGUUUGAGUGGUAGGGAGUUGAUGCAUUAAACUCUCCGCAGAAUUCACAGGCCUGUCAAGUGCUUGGCCUAAGGUAACAUACCUUGCUAUUUUUGUGUGCGUGAGAUUGAGAGAACACCAGCAAAUCUAACCUUAAAAUAAAAUUCGAGAGGUAAAGUCACUGCUCUUUUAAAUGCAUGUUGACCCCUCUUAGCACGUCUUAAAAAUAUAGCCGAAGACUGUGAAGUUUGUUUAUUAUUGCCGCAGGAAACCUAUACCUUUUUGGAGAGAAAUUUGCUAUAAAAGGAAUGAAAAUCACCUCCACAUGCUUCCUGACUAAGCCAUCCAUUAGAGGGUUAAAAUACAUUGAUUAGCCGAUCAGGUUACUGUUACUUUGUGAUUGCAUUCUUUGUUGAUAAUAACACGGAAAGUAUGAAAUCAGACUUCGAGUUUUAGAUGCUGCUGCAGAAAAACGCUAUGCAUGGGAUUUGCAACUGGUGCGCUGUGGAAUUAAAAACAUAGUCUCUAGAACAGAGCUGCAUAAGUAACUAUUCAUUUACCAUGUAAACAUUUAUGGACAUAUUGUAUAGAAAGCAAUUUAUGCAACCCUGACAACAGAGGAACAGCUAGUACAAUUUUGAACUGCCUUUUAAACAGAUAAAAUUCUUGGUGGUGGGAGGACUGGUCUCACCAACUUGCUGUGGGCAACUGCAUAAGCCAUAAACCAAAUAGGAGAUAUAGAAAUGGGUAUGGUUAUUGUGGUUUACUAUUUUGUCACUUGGCUUGCACAUUCAGAAACUUUAAUUACAUUUCUUGCUCAAAAUCUUGUUUACUCCAUAUGUUAUCAAGAGUAGCUGUAAAAAAGGGCAAAUUUUUUAAAGAGCCAACUCGUUACUAUACUAUUGUUCCUUUGCCUUCACUAGACUGUUCUUUGUGAUUGCUAUUAUUCAGAUUCAUUUCACCAGCUUUGUAGCCGAUCUGGGCAGUUCAGUUUAAAAUGUGUUUUGUACAGCGGAUUGCCUUUUUUUUUCAACUAACAAUAACCAUGCCCAGUAUAAAUCUCAUCAGUUAAGGCAGGUGUUGUCAAAGUAUUUCAGCCUGAGGGCCACUUGCCUAAAGUGAAAACUAUGGCGGACCACGGAGGCCUAAAAUAAAUAUUGUGAAUUGCCGCAUUUAUUUAUUACAAUUCAAAACUAAAUGUACUUCUGUGACAGUAGUAUAGAAAUAAGUUUACAUAUUACAUACUUCGCGAAGUACACAUACAAAUUAAAAUAGACUAUCAGAGGGCGACUUUCAAAAUCACGUGAAAUAAAAAAAGUGCACUUUCAACGUCCAUUUUAAAAAAUUUUGCCUGUCUCAUUUAGUUUUCAAUUUUGUUUUACAAAUAGGCUAUUACAGCUUCAUCUAAUCCGUGCGUUGCAAAGGAGUUAAAAUGCUUGCUUGCAUGAAUAUGCAUCUUGUUCAACUUGUGGUUUAGAUAACCACCCAAAGCAUCUAUGCAAUGCAGUAGGUUUGUGACUAAAUUUAGCUUCAACUAAUAGAAAGCAAAAUCAGUCUACACUGGCCCAUAGUCAUACCAUGUCAACUAAAAUCUUUAUUUUCACGCUGAAAACGACAGCCAACAAACAGCACAGCAGCUCAUAACGUGAUGGAAAUGUGCAUCAUUCACACACACACUUGUUGAACUGCCCCAGCAGAACAACUCCAAACCCCAAAAGGAAGGUAACUGGGGAAGGGAAGCAUUUGUAUAAAAAAAAAA